AUGACCUCCCCGGACAAUAUUUCCUCCGAUUUUAUUCGCAACAUUGUUGACGAAGACCUUGAGUCCCAAAAAUACGACGGUCGGGUUGUAACUCGGUUUCCUCCCGAACCCAAUGGCUACCUUCACAUAGGUCACGCAAAGUCCAUCUGCCUGAACUUCGGCGUGGCCUCAGAGUAUUCCGGAGGAGUGUGCCACCUUCGUUUCGACGAUACCAACCCGCUCAGGGAAGACAUCGAGUACAUCAAUUCGAUUCAAGAGGAUGUACGGUGGCUGGGGUUUGACUGGGGCUCUAACCUUUUCUAUGCUUCCGAUUAUUUUGAAGCAUUGUACGGGUAUGCUGAACAGUUGAUCCUCGAUGGAAAAGCUUAUGUGGACAGCCUUACCGCGGAUGAAAUCAGGGAAUACCGGGGAACGCUAACUGAGUCGGGAAAAGAGAGUCCCUAUCGGAACCGGUCCGUGGAGGAAAGCCUUGAUCUCUUCCGUCGUAUGCGUGACGGCGAGUUUGAGGAUGGGGCCCAUGUACUGCGCGCGAAGAUAGAUAUGACUUCGCCUAAUCUCAACAUGCGGGAUCCGACUCUUUACCGCAUCCGCCGGGCCACCCAUCACCGUACCGGGGACAAGUGGUGUAUUUACCCCAUGUACGACUACGCCCAUGCCCUCUCCGACUCAAUAGAAAAAAUUACUCAUUCCCUUUGCACACUGGAAUUUGAAGACCAUCGCCCUCUUUAUGACUGGACGCUGGAAGAGCUUGAUGUUUACCGCUCCCAACAAGUAGAGUUUGCCCGCCUCAACAUUACGAAUACAAUUAUGAGCAAACGGCGCCUUCUUCAGUUGGUAGAGGGCGGCUAUGUAUCCGGCUGGGACGACCCCAGAAUGCCUACCAUAAGCGGCUUGCGGCGACGAGGCUACACUCCCGAGGCUAUUCGGACCUUCUGCGAUCACAUCGGCAUUUCCAAGCGGGAUACGGUGGUCAAUAUGGCCCUGCUGGAGCAUUGCAUACGCGAGGACCUGAACCGCCACGCUCCUCGUGUGAUGGCCGUACUGAAUCCAUUGAAAGUCAUCAUUGAGAACUAUCCUGAAGGGCAAGUCCAGGAAUUCGAGGCCGUCAACAACCCUGAAGACCCCGGUAUGGGUACGCGAAAUGUCCCAUUCUCAAGGGAAAUCUACAUAGAGCGGGACGACUUUCGCGAAGAUCCACCUUCCCGUUUUUUCAGACUGGCUCCUGGGAGGGAAGUCAGGCUCCGGUAUGCCUGUUACAUUACCUGCCAGGAAGUGGUCAAAGACCCGGACACUGGCGAAAUUACCGAGUUGCGCUGCACCUACGACCCUGAGUCGGUCGGGGGCUCAACCCCCGACGGUCGGCGGGUGAGGGGGACACUGCAUUGGGUGUCAGCCCCACACUCUUUACAGGCUCAAGUGCGGCUAUACGAUUACCUGCUGGUGGACCCGGAAAGUCGGGAGCGAAGAGGACAGCAGAGAUUUUAUCUCUCUUCUGAACCCGGAUUCCCUACAAGUUAUUGCCGAUUGUCGGGUGGAGCCCAGCCUUGCCCAAGCCACGCCAGGCAGCAGAUUCCAAUUCGAGCGACAGGGGUACUUUUGCGUGGACUCCAGGGAUUCAAGCCCAGAUAUCCCAGUAUUCAACCGUACUGUCUCCCUGCGAGACUCAUGGGCCAGGAUUGA
Geodia barretti is the source of this 1680-nucleotide messenger RNA. The record is from the annotation of a GenBank genome assembly. NCBI's taxonomy places the organism in Eukaryota, Metazoa, Porifera, Demospongiae, Tetractinellida, Geodiidae.